Messenger RNA from Trichoderma asperellum CBS 433.97, 591 nucleotides. RefSeq lists its product as uncharacterized. NCBI's taxonomy places the organism in Eukaryota, Fungi, Ascomycota, Sordariomycetes, Hypocreales, Hypocreaceae. The record is from RefSeq and is a predicted model, not a curated record.
AUGUUGAACCUGCUGUCUACUCUCCUCCUCGCCGGCUCGGCUCUGGCUCUGCCCUCUCGCGUCGUUCCUCGAGAUGACAACACUUACUAUCCGCCUCCUCCGGCUACCACAGGAUGCACCGCCAGCUCAACAAAGGUCUCCCAGUGGACAGUCGACGAGUUCGACUUCCACGCCUCAUACAUCUUCUCAACGCCCGCUCACCAGAACUCGUGGGGAUACGUCAACUUCACCUUGAGCAACCCAGCUCUCAACUACACACCCGUCUGCAGCGCUGCCUCCGACCAGCUCUCCGACUUCUUCUACGGCAACUUCGUCUACAACUGUCAAGUGCCCGACUCAGCCGCCGCCGACAAGGCCUCCUUCACCUUUGCUCGUCCCAACAACACGCUGGCUAUCAACCAGACAUGGCACUGUGCUGAUGAGGGUAGCCGCUUCACAGCCCAGGGAGGCGUCCAGCUCAACCUCAACUGCAGUGACACCACCUGGCAGAACCCCAACUGGCAGCCUGGCCAGAUCUACUCUUCGCGCACCGUCACUUGCGGCAAGGUCACCGUCCCUGCGACGAUUGAAGAGAUGAGCGCUGUUCUGUAG